Messenger RNA from Seriola dumerili (greater amberjack), 4612 nucleotides. RefSeq names its product ral guanine nucleotide dissociation stimulator like 1 (gene rgl1). Gene Ontology annotation, biological process: positive regulation of GTPase activity; Ras protein signal transduction. The transcript has 18 exons. Lineage: Eukaryota; Metazoa; Chordata; Actinopteri; Carangiformes; Carangidae. The record is from RefSeq and is a predicted model, not a curated record. Gene Ontology annotation, molecular function: guanyl-nucleotide exchange factor activity. Gene Ontology annotation, cellular component: plasma membrane. Bases 423 to 2870 code for a protein of 815 amino acids.
UGGCAGGCUGAGUUCCACGCACGCUGAGAGGGAGACAACAACAAAAAAAAACAGAAGAGGGAAAGAUUGAAACUGUAUGUGGUGCGUGGUGGUGUCUGUGUGUGUGUGUGUGAGUGUGUGUGUGUGCGUGGUCAGUUGAAGGAGAGGAACAGGAAGGAAAAAGACUGAGACGGACAAAUUGAGAGGAGAGUUAUCAUCAGUGUCACCUCUGAGCUGAAGACAAGGCAGUUAACAAGCAGACUGAGAAGAGAGGAGGAGGUGACCAAAACAUCUGACCUGAAGGAGCCCAGCUGACCCUGAAGAAGCGCUACACGUGAACACCACCUCAAGAGAUCUCUCCACACUUCUACACGUCUUCAUCCACCCUGCUGUCCAAACUGGAGUAUGUCCUGCCAUCCCUGUCACCCCUGCCGCUGAUCCAGAUGGUCAGCAUGAUCUCCCACUACCCUCUGGCCACUCUCAUGCCUUGGCCUGCGAGUCCCCACCACCACUUUCCCAACCUGGACUGCACCUUGCUGCUGGAGGGGGAAGGAGGCGUCGCCCUGCAGAGGUACCAGCCUCGGUACCCGGAGAGCAGCCCACGACACUGGAGUUCGGUGCAGGACUGGGGGGAGGAAGUCGAGGAAGGAGCCAUCUACAAUGUGACACUGAAGAGGGUUCAGAUUCAGCAGGCGGCCAACAAGGGAGCAAGAUGGCUGGGGGCGGAGGGGGAUCGUCUGCCACCCGGCCACACGGUGAGCCAGCUGGAGACCUGCAAAAUCCGCAGUAUCCGCGCUGGAACAAUGGAACGGCUGGUGGAGACAUUACUGACGGCAUUUGGAGACAACGACCUCACCUACACCUCCAUCUUCCUGUCCACCUACAGAGCCUUCACCAGCACACAGACUGUACUGCAGCUACUUCUAGACAGGUAUGGAUGCGUGGAGGAAAAUGAACAAGGAACAGACAGAUGCCAAGGCUCUGAAACCAAUGGAGCCAUCAGAAAUGCCUUGGCCUCCAUCCUGCGUGCCUGGCUGGACCAGUGUCCUGAAGACUUCCAGGAGCCUCCUGACUACCCCUGCCUCCACAGGCUGAUGGACUACCUGCGCAAGGCCCUGCCCGGUUCAGAGGCUCUCAGACGGGCAGAGGGUCUGCUGGAGCAGCUGCAGAGUCAGGCCGGCAUGGAUGACACUGAUGCUGGUUUCCAUGGCAACAGUUCUUUUUGCCUGGGGGAAGAGGAAGAAGUGGAGAUCGAGGUCCAGGAGGACUUCCUGUCGUUUGACGCAGACCUGGUGGCUGAGCAGCUGACCUAUAUGGAUGCGCUACUGUUUAAAAAAGUCGUACCCCACCACUGCCUGGGCUCCAUCUGGUCUCAGAGGGAUAAGAAGCACAACAAGCACAGUGCCCCCACCAUCCGUGCCACCAUUACUCAGUUCAAUGCCGUGGCGGCCUGUGUGGUCAGCACAGUGCUGAAACACAAACAGAUCAGACCGCACGUCAGAGCACGGGUCAUCCAGCGUUGGAUAGACAUCGCUCAGGAGUGUCGAAUACGCAAAAACUUCUCGUCUCUGCGAGCCAUUGUGUCUGCACUGCAGUCCAAUCCUCUGUACAGGCUGAAAAGAGCAUGGGCCUGUGUGCACAAAGACAGCAUGCAGACCUUUGAGGAACUGUCUGACAUUUUCUCAGACCACAACAACUACCUGACCAGCAGGGAGCUACUCAUGAGGGAAGGCACUUCAAAGUUUGCCAGUCUGGAGAGUUGUGCCAAGGAGCACCAGAAACGCACCCACAAGAGACUGCAGCUGCAGAGGGAAAUGGGAGCAAUGCAAGGCACGAUACCAUACUUAGGGACUUUCCUUACUGAUCUAACCAUGCUGGAUACAGCCCUGCCUGACCUAGUAGAGGGUGGUCUGAUCAACUUUGAGAAGAGACGCAGGGAGUUUGAGGUGAUAGCUCAGAUCAAGCUGCUCCAGUCGGCUUGCAACAGCUACUGUCUGACUCCAGAGCCGACUUUCCUCCGCUGGUUUAAGAGCCAGCCUCAGCUCAGUGAGGAGGAAAGCUACGCCUUGUCCUGUGAGGUUGAAGGUCUUGGUGACAGCAGUCCAACUUCACCCAAACCCCGAAAAAGCAUGGUGAAGAGACUGAGCCUGCUGUUCCUUGGAACGGACAACAGUGCAGCCAGUUCUCCGGUCAGAGAGACGCCGCGAUCGCCUCCUACUGGCAGCUCAGGGGAGAGCAUGGACUCAGUCAGCGUGUCCUCCAGUGACUCCAGCAGCCCGUCAGACAGUGAAGGACUCACCGCCCCCACUCACACCUCCGACUCCCAGCAAAACAAGCUUUCAGAAUCCUCCUCUUGUAAUUCACUCCACUCCAUGGAUACCAGCUCGUCGACAGCCAGCGUCUCCGUGACUCCUGCAUCUCCCUCCCUCCCUGGGCCCACGUGCACCCACAGACGCUCCGUCUCCCUCACUCCCAUGUCCCCGAGUUCCCCGAGCCAAACCCCAGCUUAUAACACACAGGCCCAGGACGCAUGCAUCAUAAGAGUCAGUCUUGAGCACGGCAACGGGAAUCUCUACAAGAGCAUACUGCUGACCAAUCAAGACAAGACUCCAGCUGUAAUCUCCAGAGCCAUGGCGAAGCACAACCUGGAGGUGGAGCCGGAGGAGGGAUACGAGCUGGUACAAGUCAUCUCUGAGGAGAGAGAGCUGGUAAUCCCAGACAACGCCAACGUCUUUUACGCCAUGAACACCUCAGCUAACUUUGACUUCCUGCUGCGGGUGCGAGGCUCAGCGGGUCGACCGGUCCAGCUGCGAAGCCGGUGCAUUUCCACACUCCCUCGAACCCAGCAACGCUCGAGCCUCUCGCUUAGACUCAGCAAAGUUACACUGUGACUGGACUGUUCUGACCCAGCAGUUUGCCCUUACACCACUAAGCCAGGACAAUACAGGGCAUGAACUGGAUAUGAAGUGUAUGGUUUUAGGAGGAGAGGCAGGAUGGAUAAUAAAUGGACUUGAGGAAAGCUCCGGAGGAUUCACUGGAUUCAAUAAGGAACAGAUGGAUCCCAAUGAGCUCGAAGACUUUUGAAGAGCUCCACUUUGACUCUUAUUUUCCCAGUUUGAGUCUCCUCCUAAAGGGUGCCAUCCCUUUGCCAGGCCUUAACAUGGAACAUGGAUGUGUAGCGUGACUGCUGUGCCAGUGAGACUAAACCUUUGACUAGUGAUGCCUGUGACAGAGUGACACAGCGGCCCCAAGUGGCCUCCACUCUUUACAACGCCAGGUUUUUGCACAUGUUGUGGGAGCAGCCAAACUCCUGACCUCCAACAGUAUUCUGAUAUUGAAAUGUACUUCUUUUUGUCCUGUGAUGUCUGUGUAGCUGAAUAAUAACUUUUCUGGUAAUAGAAGAGUGAUGAAUGCAGAAAUAGAAGAUGGAUGGUGGAGUAGAAGGAGAAGUGGACCGAGUUUCCUGUUGCCUUUAUUGAUGAGUGAAUGGACCUCUGACAGUAAUCUGAAUGAUAUUGACGAACUGAUUGACAGGAGCUGUGAUGUCAUUAUAAUCCCUAGUUGGACAUGUUUACUUGCCAUGUCCCGCCUUGUGCACAAUGUGCACAGUGAGUGUUCAGCCCCUCUCAUAUUGUGAGCUGUGUGACGAAUGCAGUGUUACCUGCAUUCUGAUUGGUUCCAGUACUUGGUUUUAACAAGUCCUCUGCAAAUGUUGAAAUGGCCUUACCCGCCCUAUCUUUAGGGUGUAGAGAUGCAGUUUGUGCUGCUUGUGCUUGUUUGAAAAAAAAAGAGGUGUACAACAACAGGAGUAGAAAGGAGGGAAAUGUCAUACUAAAAUGGAAAGCACCAUGCACAUUGUCUCAAACUGAUGUAUACUUGUACCUCUUCACCCUUCAUUAUAUGAACUAUAGAGUUGCACUUGUCAGUUGGUAGGAGAUGCCAAUGGGAUGUGAAUACAGAAGAAUGAGUGAGCCACUCUGUUAGUGGCUUACUCCCUCUUCACAAAAUGAAUUACUAUUUUUAUUUGUAAGUGUUGCUUUUUUUAAAAUAUGUUUUUGUAUCACAGUUCAGGCCAGAAAAAGUAAGCCAGAUUGGAGAGUGAUGAAGGAUUUUAAAAGUAAAUGUUAUUGGAUUCAGAAAGUGUCAUAUUUUAGCCAGUGCUAAUUUGGACUGUGAUACAUUUGGAAAUCUUUACCGAGGGGCUCUUUACCUCAUUAUACUCACAGAAGCCAGACACCUCUUCACACAUCCAUCUGUUUGUCCCAUGGGCAACACUCCUCAUUUCAAACGUCGUCAUAGUUUCACAGCAACAUCACCAACACUUCAUCACCUGUCCACACGAUAGUAACACAUUUGCAGAUUUUUUUUCCCCUUCAGUUGCUCUCCACAGCUCCUACAGUGUCAUUCUGUUGUGCCAUGAUUACAAGUUAGUGCAAACAGUUGUCGUUGGUUAAUAUUACAGAGAACUGGUUCACUGUUGGACUAAUGUUAAUGUCCCUGUUGGCCCAAUCAUUUGUCUCCUUGCAGCACUUGAUUUCAAAAUGUUCUCAUUAAAUCACCCUCAGUUCCUGUGUUCUUCACUGCCAAAGACUCUUCUUCUACCUGAAUAAAUAAAUUAUUAUCAGUAUUAUGA